This is a messenger RNA of Prunus armeniaca (apricot), 696 nucleotides long. Lineage: Eukaryota; Viridiplantae; Streptophyta; Magnoliopsida; Rosales; Rosaceae. The record is from the annotation of a GenBank genome assembly.
UUGACCCACUCCCACUCUGAAGAUGUAACCCAACCUAUUACGAGCAUUCUAUUUCAAGUGGUGAUGAUUCUGAGAGUUUUGAUCAGCAUUCAUUUUGCAUCUGCUUCAAUCAGUGGAGGGUUAGAGAUUUUUGGGACAAGCAUCCAUUUGAAGUUUAAAGAGUCCUUAGAAGUUGUUUAUAAAAAAUUGAUGAUCCAGAGGAUUUACUCAAGUGAUGAGGGAACCUUGCAGCUGUUGAUAAACUAUCUAUUAGUAUCUGUGAGGAUUUACUCGAGUGAUGAGUAUCUACCUGCAGUUGAAGGCUCCGAAAACAUCCCCAAAACAAAAAGAUGCACCGAGAGAAGAGCCGCCCAAGUCAAGUGGCAAAGAUUUUCUCAUAUUUCCAAGAGUCAAGUGCAAGGAGAUACUGCAAUCAAUACUCAUAUGCUGUCUAACCUUUUUGUACAACGUGUGGUUCAUAAUGCAGGUUUCAGCUUUAUAAAUGAGUCGAGAUUGAAAAAGAAACUCAUGCAUGCGAUGUGCCUGUGGUCUAGAACUUAUUGCUUUGGACAAAAUGGGUCAACUUGUUUGUUGUUGUGGUGCAGUUUAAUGAGGAAAAGUGUUUUCCAUCAACUUCUAAGAGAAGCACUUCUCGUAGAGAAUACUUUCCUGGCUAGUCAAGCUCUGCGUCCUGUUUCUUGGAAGAAAGAUAGUUGA